Pangasianodon hypophthalmus (striped catfish) is the source of this 8989-nucleotide messenger RNA. RefSeq names its product GRB10 interacting GYF protein 1a (gene gigyf1a). The transcript is spliced from 25 exons. NCBI's taxonomy places the organism in Eukaryota, Metazoa, Chordata, Actinopteri, Siluriformes, Pangasiidae. The record is from RefSeq and is a predicted model, not a curated record. Gene Ontology annotation, molecular function: protein binding. Gene Ontology annotation, biological process: insulin-like growth factor receptor signaling pathway. The coding region runs from base 931 to 3924 and encodes 997 amino acids.
UUUAAGAAAUCGUGUUAGAUGUGUUUAGAUGGAUAUUACCGCUAGGGGCGCUGUAAACCCUACUUAUUUGAAUUGUGUGGCCCCGGAGUCACGUGGUACAGCGGCCAUCUUCCUAAAACACAAACAAGAGCAGCGAGUAGACAAGAGCUAUCAACGCACAGCGACCGUCGGAGAGAGCAAAUACAAAUAAUAUAGCUAUUAUACACAACCUAAUGAGGAUUAUAGCGCGGUUUUAGAGCACGCCAGCAGCCGGACACCACAGUCUCAUGCGCGAAAAACGAGAAGUCUCGAAGUAAAAAAAAAAAAAAAACAACUUUGCAUUUGGAGCUGCAGAAAACACGAGGUGGGAGCAGAGUCAUCGGCGUGAGAGGGGUUGACUGGCGGGGCCUGGUCAUACAGCGUUUCAUCCAGAGGUGGAGGAGGAGGAACGAGGGAGAGAAGAGAAGGGAAGACCUGAGGAAGAGAGUCACGGUCACCUGCUUUAGACAGCUGUGUUGCCAGCUGAUCAAAUUUUGGUUUUUGUUCAUAGCGUUGGGUUUCUGCAGCUCUACUUGGAUUUUAUCGUCAGUAUCAAAGUAUUUCUGUUAUCACACAAGUAUAGUUAGUGUUUUAUUUUUUUUUCAUCAUUUUUCCAACUCUGUUUUUUUGGAAUGUUUUUAUUUGUUUAAGUUUUUGGGCCUGUGAGCAGGAGUUUUCACAUCACAUUUGAACAGAUUUGUCCUUUUUCCUCCUGUACACGCCCAGUAUAAGGCAGCUAUUUCUCUAUAUUUUGGAAAUCUUAAAAUACACAUACCUUCACACACAAUCCACACGCUGUCUCACACACACGCACGCACACCACUCAGCCUUCUCACCUAAGCCUGGUCCAGCCUAGUCUUGCCUGCUCCGCUCCCCCUGGACAGGAUUCAGCUCCGAGAGGAAGAGAGGAAUAUGACAGCAGAGACACUCAAUUUCGGCCCAGAAUGGCUCCGUGCACUUUCCAGUGGAGGCAGUGUGACUUCCCCUCCUCCCUCUCCCGCUAUGCCAAAGUACAAGCUGGCCGAAUAUCGUUACGGCCGAGAGGAGAUGUUAGCACUUUAUGUCAAAGACAACAAGAUCCCAGAGGACAUGCAGGAUAAGGUGUUUGCUGCUAUUCUGCAGGAUGAGCCUCAGCAACCUCUGGCACUGGUGCCUCUCACUGAGGAAGAACAGCGGAAUUUUUCCAUGUCUGUCAACAGUGUGGCUGUGCUGAGGCUCAUGGGUAAAGGGGGUGGGGCCAUUCCUGCUAGUAUGGCCCGUGGCAGAGGCAGUGUGAGAGGUGGCCGAGGCAGAGGCCGUGGAGAGAGUGGGUUCUACCAAAGAAGUACUGAAGAUGGAGAGGUGGGCUUCAGCAGGAGCGUUAGAGAGAUCCAUCGUAGCCAGAGCUGGGAUGACCGGGGUGAGAGGCGCUUUGAGAAGCCUCUGCGUAGGGAGGGGUUGCGUGUUGGCUUUGAGGAUGUGGGCUCUGGGGGGAGGAAAGAGUUCAUGCGUUCAGACAGUGAUAACUGGCGCACACUGCGAGAGGAGCAUGAGCAGGAGGAGGGUGGAGACACGGGAGGCAGCUGGAGACUGGCCGGCUCACGCCGAGAUGAUGGUGGUCCCCGUUCAGCAGGCUGGCGGGAGCAUGGUGAGGUUCGCCGUAGAAAGUUUGAAUUCCGGGAUGGAGGGAGUGAGGGAGGAAGGAGGAGAGCAGGAAGUGAAGGAGCAGAGGAAGAGAGAGACGGACUGCCAGAGUGGUGCACUGAUGAAGAAGAUGGAGAGAUGGGAACCUUUGACUCUUCUGGAGCAUUCAUGCCCAUCAAGAAGGGCUCUAAGGACCCUAUUCCAGAAGAGGAGUUUGAGUUUCAGGGUCUAGAAGAUGAGGACGAGUGUGGUACAGAUGGAGAGAAGAAAGACAGCAAUGCUGGAGACAAAGCCGAGAGAGACGAGACCGACUCUGCAGCUGUGUGCGAGGUAGAGGUGAAAUCUCUCCCUCCCUCCUCUCCUUCCUCCAUGUCCCUCAUUGCUCCUCAGGCCGAGCCCGUGCCCGCUGCUGCCCCCACUUGUCUGGAGGAUCCUCAGCCUGCACCUGCCAUGCCCAGCAAGAUGCCAAGUGAAGUGUUACCAGAGCCUGUGUCUGAGCUGAGCCCUAGUGCCUCCUCCAGUCUGCCUUCAUCCCCUCCUUCCUCUUCCUCUGCUGCUACUGACCUCCCACCAUCGGGGGGUGACCCCGAGGACGACGAGGGCAUGAAGCACCUGCAGCAGGAGGCAGAGAAAAUGGUUGCAGCUCUUCAGGACACAUCUCUGGAGGAAGAGUGUUUCACUCAGACACUGCAGGAGAGCAGAAACACUGCAGCUGCCCUGCCUCUCUCCCACGACUCUGCCAUGAAGUGGUUCUACAAAGACCCACAGGGAGAGAUUCAGGGCCCCUUUAGCACAGUGGAGAUGUGUGAGUGGUUCCAGGCAGGCUACUUCAGCAUGUCUUUGCUAGUGAAGCGCGGCUGUGAUGAGGGCUUCCAGCCUCUGGGAGAUGUUAUUAAGAUGUGGGGGCGGGUGCCCUUUGCACCUGGCCCCUCCCCACCGCCACUGCUGUGUAAUCUGGAUCAGGACAGACUGAAGAAGCAGCAAGAGUUGGCUCUCUACCAGCAACUGCAACAGCAUCAGCUUUUUCAACUCAUUAACAGGUGCGGAGAGCAGGGUAUGAUGCCUUCGAUGAGCAGAUCAAUGUCAGUGCCAGAUACAGGGUCCAUGUGGGACAUGCAUACCUCAGCCUCACAGCCGACAGGUGGUGAGGCCAGUCUAUGGGACUUAACAAUGAAUUCUUCAACUCAGGGUCCAACUCUUGAACAGCUUCAGAAGCUCCAGGAGAGAAGAGAGGCUGAACUCAGGGCUAAGCGGGAAGAGGAAGAGAGAAAAAGAAGGGAUGAAAAGAGGAGACAGCAGCAGGAAGAACAGAAGAGGAGAGAGGAGGAAGAGCUCUUCAGGCGCAAACAGGAGCUGCUGAUGAAGUUGCUGCAGCAGGCUCCACGUCAGGGGGCUGCCGGCACAGGCUCAGGCUGGAGCACAGGCUCAGUGCCUGGACUGGGGAAGCAGGGCAAGUCCAUCAACACGCUGGAGAUUCAACAGGACACUGAGAGACUCUACAAACAGCAGCAAAGAGCCCAACAGCAGAGAUGGGCUACAGAGAGUCUGUGGGGUUCUGCUGGCAUGGAUGGGAAGGCACCUGGUGGCAGCAGUCCCUCAGGAGGCAGCAUGGGGGUUUGGGACGAGGCCUUAAAGAACCAGAGCGCCCUCCGCAGCGGCAUGGGCCUGAAGAACAGCCGCAGUAGCCCCUCACUCAGUGAUCAGUACAUGAUGAUGAAUCGCCGCAAACGAACUGAGGAUGAGGAGCGAUUACUGAAGCUCUUGCAGGGGAUGAAGGCUCAGGAUGGCUUUACCACAUGGUGCGAGCAGAUGCUGCAUGCCCUGAACACCUCUGCUAACAACUCCAACUCUUCCCUGGAUGUGGCCACUAUUGUGGCAUAUCUAAAGGAGGUGGAGUCGCCGUACGAGGUGCUGGACUUUAUCCGCUCCUAUUUGGGUGACACUGUGGAAGCCAAAGAGUUUGCCAAGCAGUUUCUGGAGCGCCGUGCCAAACAGAAAGCCAACCAUCAGAGGCAGCAGCAGCUCUCUAAGGAGGUGGGUGGACUGACCAUGAACAGCUUUCCUCUGCAGGAUUCUAUGAGAGGUAUGAACCCUGCUGCUUUGCAGUCCAUGUUUCAGGCAGUGCAUUCUGGGAAGGGAGGGAUGGGCUACGACCAGGCAGGGAAACUGAAGAAGAAACAGCCCAUGAUGAUGCACUCGGAUCCUAGCAUCUUAGGUUACUCAUUCCACGGUGCAGGGGAUCGGAUGAGCCUGAGUGAGAUGGAGAUGGUGGAGGAUUACUGAGUCCACAGCAAUAGCUACCUGAGGCCUUUUUCUGCGGGUCCAACUAAUCAGACUCCGCAAGUCCAAUGUGCACUGCUGGGGAUUGGGGGGGGGGAGGGAGGGGUGAAGAGCCAGGAUAAACAGAGAGGGGUGUGUGUGUGGAGGGGAAACUGCAGCUGAAGUAUAAAGUGGGUGUAAAUAGAGUACUGGUGCUCAUUUACACCCGUUACAACUUGAGGCUUCCUCUGUAGUGGUGUGGUGGGGAGAAAGGGGUGAUAUAUUUGGGGUGAUUAAACUUCUGGCACUUACACAAUAAGCACCUUAUUCAAACUAAUGCACUUUAUGAAGGUGGUAUAUAGAUAGGUUUUUUUUUUUUUUCUUUCUUUUUUUUUUUUUUUAAAAGAAGGUUUUACAUGUUAUAGGUAUGUGGUAUGGAUUCAGAAAUAUUCCCACAUAAUAUAUAUAUAAAUGUGUGUUUGUGUGUAUGACUAAAACUGGACAUGGAGGUGAUUGAGAUAAUGGGGGACCGUCCUGUUUGUUCAAACCGUAUCAGAAAAAGACAAAUUUCUCUUUGAAGACAAACACUGUUUUUUUUUUUUUUCUUUAUUAAAAAAAGUUUCUAUAAAAAGCUAUAUAAAAUAAUAAGAUUUUUGCUCAUAAAACUUGAAUAUUUGCACUUGUAUAAAAAAAUGAGAAAAUGACAAAAAAUGGGUUAGGAUAUAUGUUAUGGAGAUUAAUAUUUUUGUGUGUGUGACUGAGUGGGUGGGUGUGUUUGUUUAAAGCAUACCAGUCUGCACAAUUUUUUUCUUUUUUUUUUUUUUUUUUUUUUUUUUGCAUUGCUUACCAAGAUGUAUAAAAUGACAAAAGAGGCCAUUUUGUGAUUUUUCAAGCAAAUUAGAAUUUUGUACUUUGUGAGUGAAAGUGUGUGAGAGAAUGUAUGUUUGUGUAUGUUGUAUAUUUGCAGCAUCUUUGUGUAUUUGACUGAGGGGGACAGAGGGCAAUGGCACAACCCAUCCUUUUUUUUUUUUUUUUUGGUCAUUUCCUCAUCCCCAGACGGAUAUGAAAGCUGUAGAUGCAACCAGAAAAAAAGCUUUAGCUUCUUUUAUAAUUAGCAGUACUCUGCAUGCAAGUGUUCCCCCCCACCCCCUUCUGUCCACCACCCGUAUCAGUGCCUCUAGUAGGUUCAUGGGCCAAGUCCUGAGGUUAUUUGUAUAUGCGUGCAUUUGAGUGUGUGUGUCUGUGUGUUUGCGAGAGAGUGCGUUUCUGUCCACACAUGUGCCUAAGAACUUAAACGGGCGAGUGGUUGGUGUUCAUUGCUGCCAUUGAGACAUUAUUUUUUGGGAGUGUGUCUCAGAAAAGACCCCACUCCCAUGCUUAUAAACCAAGAGCUUUGUGCGUUGUGCACACCAUUCUCUGUAGUUCUUCUAGUGUAGCCUGGGGAUAGUCCAUUGACAGGAUUGUCCACUUUUUUGGGGAUGUGGCUCACAUUGCCUUGUUGUCCACUCUCUUACUCCUGAGCAAGUGACUGACUGGCUUAAAUAGAUCCCAUCAAACUGUGCAAGUGCACAAAAAUGUGCACAAAAUGUUCAUCUAAUGUUACUUGUUUGUUGUUGACUCUUUGUUAUGGCAUAUAUGUAUCUCUAUACACAUAUAUACACACAAGUAUUUGGACUACAAACGAGCACUUGGGGCUGCUACUUUUUUUAUUAUUUUUGAAAUGAUUUUCCUGUAGUUUUUAGUUUCAUUGCCACCAUGUGAAGUGUGUUGUGUCUUUUUACAAAAAAAUAUUGAAUGUAUUCCAAAAAAGGUGAAAAAAAAAAACAACAAAAAACAAUGAAGCCGGAUUUUUUUUUUUUUUAUUCAGCUCAAACGUGGAAGCGUAGUCGGAUAUUGGAAUGGAGCGAAUGGCGUCUUUGUCAAAAGCCUGUUCAGCAAGCAGCUGGAGAAUCAAGACGACUACCGCCAGAAGACACUGCCUCUACAAUCCUGUUCAUAUAGACAUUAUGACUAUGAUGAUGAGAGCGAAAAAAUCUAUUCCAUACUGGAGUUUUGGUUGUUUACAGAAAAACACUUGGACUUUUGUGGGUGCGUGUUUCCCUUUUUUGGAGGGUGGAUUAAGAAACAUUUGGGGAGGAGGUGCUGUAGUAAUCACAUGACAUGACCUUGUUGUGAAAUGGGUGUGGCAUACAGAAAGUCUCCAUUCUUGUGACUUUGGGGAUUGGGUGCUGAGAUAAGCAGUUAUUACAAAGCUGACCAUAUUUUGUUUACUGAGUUUGUUGAAUUUGUUUUUGUUUACUUUUUGCCUAUUUUUUUUCUUCACAGUGGAUUUAAAUACUUUUUCAUCCAGAGAAAAAAAGUUUGUGUUCCUGGAAAAAAAAUAAUCAAAAAUAGCACAGACCAUUACUUUUCGGUACCUUGAAAUGCACGAAUGCGAUUGUUGAUGCUUUAAAAGUUUUCUUCCCCGGAGUAUCUAGAACUGGCCUCUAGAUUUUGAUUUAGAAAAGUUUAAUGAAAAUACAAAGAUGGACAUGUCUGUGAUGUGUUGGAAAGUACAGAAGAACAUGAGGGACAUUUAUGACCUCAGCUCUGUCCUCAUAGCCUGGGGACUGUAAUUAGCCUUUCUGUUUCUAUGUGGGCGAAGGGAGUAUCGCAGCAGUUGACGUUUUUCUUCUGAAGAUAAUGAGUGAACGAUCACUGCCUCGAUGCUCUCACUAUGCACUUUUCACACACUCAAAACUGUGAGGAACCUGUGGGGACAUGUCGAGGUAGACAGAGGGCGCUAUUGAAGCAUUGCUGGCCGGACACUUCAAAUCCAGCUAAAGCCCCUCCAGUGAGAACCUAAACAGGCAUGUUGUUCCCUCUUUUUGAACUUGUACAUAAGUGAUGCUGGUUUUCUUUUUUUUUUUUUUUGGAGGGGGGGGUUUGUUUUUGUUUGUUGGUUUUUUUUUGUCCUCUUAACUCACCAGUUCUUAGGACUGAACAUAAUAUUGAUCACACCAAUGAAGUAGGCUAAUAAGACAUCAGACAUUUUGAAUGUUGGGGAAUACUCCUACUCCGUGUUCAGCUUUUUGGAGAUUUCCUGUGGACGCACUCAAGAUGCAGGAAGGAACAUUUAUUAACUGCUAGUUUCUGGCUGACGAACAGAGACUAUUCCAGCGGAUUCUGCAGAUUGACUGAGGAGUAGAUGAGUAUUUGAGGAGAUGAACAGAGCUUCUGCACAGCUGUGGAUUAAUUUCAGCAUGGAGUUGCUUGUGACUGCAACAGCAGAACUGUCUGUCUGGUAAUGGCACUAAUUAAAAUGGACAUGUGUGUCAUUUAAAGAAAACAUAUUGUUUCAUUGCUUUCAUGUUGCACACUUGUCUCUUAUCUCUUGCCUUUUUGCAGACCAGUAUACCAGAGCAUCUGACAAGGACAGUGGCCGGCUUUUCUUUCUCAUUCUCUUUCCUCCUAAUCUCAUCUUUUAUACUUUCUGCACUUGUGUGGGUAUCUCUGUCUGUCUGUCUCUGUGUGUGUGUCUCUCUCUCUCUCUUUCUCUCUCUCUGGGAGGAACACCACCGAUGCUACCUGCUCUUAGAUGUCACGUCCUUUCCUGAAAGGUGUGGAGUAACUGAACCGAUAGGAGUGUGAUGUACCUCCAUGGCUCCCUCAGUAGGUGAUCAACUUCAUCAUUGUGUGCCUAAGCGGAGCGCGAGCUACUGGAACUCUGGAACUAUGACAGACAAUACCUGUACAGACUGUUAAAACCCUUACUGCAUACAUGGCUAACACACACACACAAACACACAGUGAGGUCUGCUACGUACACAUGCAAGCAUGGUCAUCAUCCAGUAUCAAACACAAACUUCACUUCCUUCAGCUGCUGUCUCAAUUAAACCGUAUUCAAACACAGACUUCAUACCCAUGGCUACUGGCUGCCGUGUAAACUGUAUAUGCGAUUACUGCUUUUCUCUGUUGUGUGUGAUUUUUUUUUUUUUUUUUUUUUUUUUUUUUAAAUUUUUUUUUCCUCCUCUCUCUUGUUCCCUUUAGGACAUGCCUUAACUGUACAGACAAGCCUGUACUUUGGGGAAAAAAAUGCUUAGUGUGUUUAGUUAACCUGAUUUUACUCCCUUGUUUAUUCCUGAACUAAAUGAGUUAAGUAGCUUGAUCAGAGCUUUGGUUGAGGAUUAAGUGUGAUGUCUCUGUGAUCAAAUAUGUGACAAAUCCCAUCGGCCCUAAAUUUAACAAAUAAAAAGACAUUGUGUCAGUUUAAAUAGAAUCUGGCUAAUUCUAAGUGAAUAGUUUGAGGCUUAUUUGUGUUACAGAAAAUGCAGCAUGGUGAAAAUGAGGCAUUGUGUUAAAAAGCUGUAGUUUGGACUGAUUAUGUAGUGGAAUGACCUGAAAUUACUGUAACUUGGGUGGCCCAUUUUGGUCAUUUUUGAGAGAGUUUGAGCCACAUGCAGUUUUAACAGUGUCAGUGCUGUUAAACAGACAUGAUUUAUCUGACAGAAUGGUUCUGCUUUGAAAUGGCUAUGGAAAAAAAUGGUUGGAGUUCUUAAGUGCAUGAUGCCCUUUUGUUAUGAGUGGUGAUUAAUUAAACUAAAUAAUUAAUUUAGUUUAACGAGAAUGAUGGGAGUGAUUGGAAUGAAUGGCCCUGUUCAUUAAAGAUCACAUUAUCUUCAAGGACAAAAGUUGCAGGUACAUGUACCCAUGCCAGCUUUGGGCUUGAUCAUAAUCUGACCCCCAAAAAAAAAAAGAAAACAACCAACCUUAUCCUCUAAACCAAACACUUGAGUAAUGGCUGCAGGAACAUCUGGAAUUUCUUAGAUAUUUCUCAACUCCCAUCGUCUUAGUACGAAGGGAGAAGAUCAGUAUUGAGUUGGAAUCUUCUUGUCUUCACAUCAUUUGCAUGUAAUUUGUAGUGGAGGUGACGCAUUUGCCUAUUCCCAUUCUACUUAAGUUUGUCCUGUAGCUAAACUUUUAAAAUCAGAUUUAACGGUGAAAUCUUACUGAUAAUAAAAUGAUAACAUACAGAUUAAUAAGAGUGUAAAUAGUUUGGGUUUUUGUUUGAAAAUAUGAGUACUUAAUAAAUGAUUAUCAUUAAAGAUGA